Molecule: messenger RNA, 855 nt
Organism: Capsicum annuum
Lineage: Eukaryota; Viridiplantae; Streptophyta; Magnoliopsida; Solanales; Solanaceae
Product: E3 ubiquitin-protein ligase mib1
Exons: 3
Coding region: 1-855 (284 amino acids)
Molecular function (GO): protein binding
Source: RefSeq, a predicted model, not a curated record
AUGGAGUCGACCUUGUAUAAUGCUGCGAUGAGAGGCAAUAUUGGAGAUGGCAAUUUUCUGCUUCUUGAUCAUUUGAAAAGGAAUGAAGAAAAUGGCUACCAAGUCACUCCAAAGGGCAACACGGUCCUCCAUGUCUCAUCCCUCUAUGGCAACUCCCAUUUCGUGGCAGAAGUCCUUAAGAUCACUCCGGCAUUUUUAUGCCAUCAAAACAAGAAAAAUGAAACCGUUCUUCACAUAGCAGCUAAUGCAGGACACAUUGAAGUAGUACAUGUGCAACUUGCACGUAUAGAAGAUCAUAAUACUAAGGAGAAACUCACGAGGAUGAUAGGUGCUAGCGGAUAUACAGCCCUGCACAAGGCCGUGCGGAGCCAACAUCUAGAUGUGGUUAAGAUCUUGGUGAAAGAAGAUCCUGAAUUCGAAUUUCCGCCUAACCAUGCAUCACUAUGGCGUUGGAAUAAGCCUUUAUGCGAGGAGCUUGAAUUAUGGGGUUGGAAUUCUCUGCACUAUGUUGUUAAAUUAGGAUUGCAAGACGUAGUUUCUGAUAUGCUGGGGUGGAAAAAAUCCUUAGUGUACCUUCCGGCAGGCAGUGAAAAUGACUGGACGACAACAAUUCACAUUACAACCAGUGAAGGUGAUGUAAACGUGACAAAUAAGCUGUUAAAUCACUGCCCUGAUUGUUGGGAUAUGCUUAACAGCAACAAUCAAAAUGCUCUUCAUGUUGUUGUACUGAACAAUCAAGGCAAGCAGAAAUUGGUGGAGGAUUUGUGUAGCAUUGGCCGAUUUGGAAAACGUGACUUUGAGGUAAAGCGGAAGUACGAGUACAUGCACAAUCCAAAUGAUGAAAUGGGAACAUAA